UGACGAUAAAUAAAGAGGCCCGACGUGUCGUAAAGGGGCCACACAUAGCCAUAUUCCAGCCAUUCGAGACCUUUCCUCCACUACGACCAUGCUGUCUCGACCCAACAUGAAGCUGGCACUCAGCCUUGCCGCAACAGGUGCUCUUGUGCACGCUGGACCUUGCGACAUCUACGCCUCAGGAAAUACUCCAUGUGUUGCUGCACACAGCACCACGAGAGCACUCUACAACUCUUACAAUGGCCCUCUCUACCAAAUUUCGCGUGCCUCUGAUGGCAAGACCACUGAUAUCUUGCCUGUCUCUGCUGGUGGCGUAGCGAACUCAGGCGCGCAAGACAGCUUCUGUGCCAACACAACCUGCCUCAUCACCAUCUUGUACGAUCAGUCAGGCCGCAGCAACCACCUUACACAGGCUCCUCCAGGAGGUGCCGCAAGUGGUACAGAAGCCGGGGGCUUCGAUCAACUCGCAAGCGCAAUUGGUGCGCCAGUGACGCUCAACGGAAAGAAAGUAUACGGUGUUUUCGUGCACCCGGGAACUGGAUACAGAAUCAAACAGGGCAGCGGGGUUGCCACUGGUGAUCAGCCUGAAGGCAUGUACGCCGUCCUCGAUGGUACGCAUUACAAUGAUGCCUGUUGCUUCGAUUAUGGUAAUGCCGAAACCAGCAACCUCGACACUGGCAAUGGCCACAUGGAGGCGAUCUAUUAUGGUACCAAUACCAUUUGGGGCACUGGUGCUGGGCCCGGUCCAUGGCUCAUGGCAGAUCUUGAAAAUGGACUCUUCUCAGGCGCAAACAUCAAGAAUAACCCGGCAGAUCCUACCAUCACCGAUCGGUUUUUCACUUCUAUUGUCAAGGGUCAGCCCAACCAAUGGGCACUGCGGGGAGCCAACGCCGCUUCGGGAGGACUGUCGACGUACUACAAUGGAAAGCGACCCAACGCUGACGGCUACAACCCCAUGAGCAAGGAAGGAUCGAUCCUCCUCGGCAUUGGUGGCGAUAACAGCAAUGGUGCCCAAGGUACCUUCUACGAGGGCGUGAUGACUUCUGGGUUCCCAAGCGAUGCCACUGAGAAUGCAGUGCAAGCCAACAUCGUGGCGGCUAAGUACACAACUACUUCCUUGAGCAGUGGACCAGCCUUCAACUCUGGCUCUACCAUCACCAUCCGUGCUACCACGCCAGGCUACAAUACUCGCUACCUCUCGCACAGCGGCUCCACUGUCAACACUCAAGUCGUGACUUCAUCGAGCAGUACUGCUGCGCAGAACGCAGCGAAGUGGACUGUACGAGCACCACUUGCAAGCCAGGCCACUGGCUGCUUUUCGUUCGAAUCCGUCGACUCACCUGGAAGCUUUCUCCGCCACUUCAACUUUGUGCUUCAAGUUCAAGGCAAUGACGGAAGCAAGCAGUUCGCAGAGGAUUCGACUUUCUGUGGACAAUCUGGACUCAAUGGUCAAGGCAACACGAUCCGUGCCUGGGGAUACCCCACGAGGUUCUUCCGCCACUUCAACAAUGCUGGAUAUGUGGCAAGGAAUGGCGGACCUCAAAACUACGAUACUACGAAUUCUUUCAACAAUGAUGCUAGCUUUGUGAUUGGUAGCGGCUUUUAG
Messenger RNA from Cercospora beticola, 1603 nucleotides. Its product is annotated as alpha-L-arabinofuranosidase B. Gene Ontology annotation, molecular function: alpha-L-arabinofuranosidase activity. The record is from RefSeq and is a predicted model, not a curated record. Gene Ontology annotation, biological process: L-arabinose metabolic process; pectin catabolic process; arabinan metabolic process. NCBI's taxonomy places the organism in Eukaryota, Fungi, Ascomycota, Dothideomycetes, Mycosphaerellales, Mycosphaerellaceae.